AUGGCUCCUACACCCUUCUCCCAAGAGGCCCCGAUUGAUGUCGGUCCACCACAAGUGCCUAUCACCACCUCUCCCCUGAAGCAGCUUCGUGCUCCUCCAAUUCCAUUUGUCCCACGUUCCGAGUCACUCUUGUCAUCAUCGUCGCCCCCCUCGGAGGUACUACAAGUGGAGUUCUACAAUUGCCGUCCCGAAGCCCCAGCUAUCUUCUCUACAAGAUAUGGAACUCGUGCGAAGCGCAGACUAGUCCAGCCAUAUCCUGCCCCGAUCAUCCGAACAAAUGCUCUCGGCGAUGUGGCUAUCAAAUCGAACCAGCUCUUGGAAGAAUUUCCGGACGCUCAGAAUUUUCUCAAUGUGCCCUUUGACUGGCUUAUACUCCACGAUUUCUUCGAUGGUUAUGAUCUCUGGGUAGAAGGUGCCACGUUCUGCUUCCAUGUCAUGCUUGCUAUCUGCGGAAAGAACAUUACUCGACACGAAGAGCUCGCCCAAGUUAGCCACGACCAACGUCUGGAGAUCGACAGGUUCGCCAACGACUGGGUCUGCUCGCACAGUGCUAUUGUCAGAGCCAACCUCAAGGUUGAGAAGAUGACAACGCUUUUCAACGACGUCGAUCGUGCUGAGCUAAUUGGAAUGACUGAGGCUGAGAUUACAAUUCUAAACCAGGGUUUGGAUUACCACAGACAGCACUAUUUGGAAUACUUUACUCAGUCAACGCGCACACCAAUGGAACCUCGCUCGUCCUUCCCAUAUCAUGAUCAGCAAAUGAUCAAUCAAGAAGGCUAUGCUAUUUCAGCACCAGAUGUUUCUCUCAAUCGGACCUCAAUGGUACAUCAAACUAUGCCACAAGCACAGCGAGUCCGCCAGGAUCCCAUCUCUUUGGUGCCAAGCUGUGCAGCACAAGACCAGCAACUCGUACGGCGCAGUUCUUUCCAGGGACAGCAAGCUCAUCAUCAUGCCCACGGUUAUAAUGUUGGCUUUGAUACUCGACGUCAUAUCACUCCAAAUGUUCAUCGGAUCCAAGGAUACGCCAACAACGUUCCAGGUGCGCAUCGAUCGCAGCGUCAUCGAGGACUCUCGAACAGCUCCCAGAAUGCUCGGGGUCGGGAAUUCUCUUACAUUUAUUCACAGGGUAAUAAUCGAAGAUAUCCAUCGGACAUCGAAGGACAUUCAUCUGGAAACACACCAUCGAAGGAACCAAUCUAUGUUCGUCAAAAAUCACCUCUAAUUCAGCAUGCGAGUCAUAUAUCCGCCGCAAAUCGCGUUGUUUCUGAUCCAGCACCGACAGUUCCCUUCUACUCUGCAAAGCGUUUAGGCGGCAGUGUUCGUCGGGUAAUCUCCCCUUUGAAUCGUGAGCGAAAGUUCCACAACACUCAGAGCAUGUCCACUUCGCCAGUAAGCAAUGGAUACCCGAGAACACCUCGACGAUAUCCAUCGGGAUCCUCCCCUAUUCAAGGUCCAAGAAUCCUGCCUGUUAGCCCAAUCAACUGCAAGCCACAAAGCAACGAUGCUAGAAUCAACGCCACGACUGAGAGAGAGUAUCCUUGGAUGGAGCAUCAUGAUACCAACAACUCUCUGACACUCCAUUACAGACCUGGUUGUCGGGACUACGAGAGCCUUCGUACUUUGCAUAUAUCAGGCUUCCACGAAGCUAUGUUUUAUGAUCACUUUCUAAAGGAGUCAUUGGAGGAAUGCGGCAAGGUCAUCAGCAUCCACUACCUUCCUCUUGGUGCACCUCGCGCUUUUGUCACAUUCGUUGAGAGUAGCUCGGUACAAGCUGCCAUCCUCCGGUAUAAUCAAACAGUCUUGCCCUCCGGUCACAAGCUUAGCGCAGGAGUGCCAAAUAAUCUGGAUCGGCCGCGAGCAGGUAGUAACGCAAGCCAAAGCUACCGCAACGGGCAGUACAACUCGUCAAGAGAUUUCGAACCUCGCUCCAGACGCCAUUCGUUCCGCAAUUAUUUAAAUGGCUACCAUACUGGAACCAGCAGUAGGCGUCCAUCCGUUGUUCAGAGCCCCAAUACUCCUCCGAGUCUUCUUGUAGACCAGCUCCGAUCCACAAUCAACGAAGUGGUAAAUCACCAAUCAGCUCUAGAGCGUCAUGUAUACAUACCUCUGGGACGUAUUGACAAUAUUCAAAAUCUUACCAAGGCGGGCAAUGGGGUGGUUGGAAUCCAGCAGCCAAUUAUGGGCCAAACUGGGAACAAUACAAAGGAGAACGUCUCGCCAAGCAAGAAGGCAGCAUCACAAGUAAACAGAGAAAACGUGUCUCCGAGAAAGAACACAAGCAACAAGAAGUCUAGCUGCAAGCACCAGAAGGGCUCGAAGCAAAACACCUCCACCCGACCUACACCAGCUGUCACUCCGGUGAAGUCCAAUUCGGUUGCUGAUCUCAAGGAAGUCAAAAAACUUCAUAUCUCUACCGAGUUACUCAAGUCGUCAAUUGGUAACGGGCCCCGAAAAAAUCCUCGUAACGAUGUCAAGAAGAAUAGCUUCAAGCCCAAGAACCUGCACGACUCGUCCAAGAGUGAUGGGUCGUUCAAUACAGACAGCACUUCGGAUGCUACUCUCUCACCACUUGACUCCAGGCCAAUGACACAAGAUAUUUCCUUCAGUGCCGGGUCGGGCCGCAAGCACUCUCAAGCUUCCUCCGCGAAGAUCUCUAAAUCUCGAAGCGCAGUCGAUGUACCUAGCCUUGCAAGAGCAAUUACCAGUAAACUCAAGUCCAAGACGAACAACAAGUCUCGAGGACAUAAGCAGAACCCCAACAUAUUGGAUGAGCAGGUAAAGACUGCUGUUGAAGAUACAGUCGAAGCUCCUAAGGAAGUUGAGACAGAGGACAAGAAGGAUAAGGGAGCAGUAAUGGGCUAUUCAAAGAAGGCCAGUGGCGUCUCUAUAACCAGCAAUCAUUCUUUGAGAAAGGCUGAUGGAGCUUUGGCGCAAGCUGUCACAAAUGAGCUUUGUGUCUCUGCAUCUUCUCCAGAAGUGAAGAGCAUGGGAAGCAAGGGAAAGUUGGAAGACCCUACAUUGGGCAUCGAUGCUGUCAAUCCAUCUUCUAUCAGCCCCGAGAUUCUUUCGCCUCAGAUCAACGACAAGGAAUGGCCAUCUCUUGCCAAGUCUCAAGUCAUGCCUUCGGAUGUUGAGCGUCUUCCGCCACCUGUCAUGGGGCCGUUGACCAGCGUUCCUGCAGGCAACAAGAAGUCUACUAAGUCUGCCGUUCCUGCCGUGGCUGUCCCGCGUGCUUUUGAGACGCGCCUUCAGCAGCCGUAA
Cadophora gregata is the source of this 3261-nucleotide messenger RNA. RefSeq lists its product as uncharacterized. NCBI's taxonomy places the organism in Eukaryota, Fungi, Ascomycota, Leotiomycetes, Helotiales, Ploettnerulaceae. The transcript has 6 exons. The record is from RefSeq and is a predicted model, not a curated record. Gene Ontology annotation, molecular function: nucleic acid binding. Bases 1 to 3261 code for a protein of 1086 amino acids.